Messenger RNA from Lucilia cuprina (Australian sheep blowfly), 2365 nucleotides. It is a transcript of the gene Rcc1, whose product is annotated as regulator of chromosome condensation. NCBI's taxonomy places the organism in Eukaryota, Metazoa, Arthropoda, Insecta, Diptera, Calliphoridae. The coding region runs from base 393 to 1958 and encodes 521 amino acids. The record is from RefSeq and is a predicted model, not a curated record. Gene Ontology annotation, molecular function: guanyl-nucleotide exchange factor activity. Gene Ontology annotation, cellular component: cytoplasm. The transcript is spliced from 3 exons.
GCUGCCAAAUUUUUAGUGAACGCCGACGAAGCAUAUGUUUGUUGGCGCAGUUCUCUGGGUGACAGCUGCAUUUUUUUUUGUGCACAUUUUGCACACCGGUGUUUUUCCCGCGCACGAUUAUUUGUACAAAGCAGAGAAAUUUUCCUAAACAUCAUUAAGAAAUCAGAUUGCGAAGCAAACACACUGCAUUUAAGGCAAUUGCAGUCCAAAAAUAUAACGCGACAGAAAUUCCCCCGAAAAAACAAGCUAAAGUUGUGAAAACUUUUUUGCGUUUCCACAUUUAUCAGACGUUAAACAAACGAAAAAGAGAAGUAACGAGAAGAAAAAUAUAAAAACGUUUUAAGAAAGAUUGUUGAUUUAUUAAGAAAAAUAAAUAUUAAAACACAUCAGAAAUGCCACGCCUUGCAGUAAGAAGAAAAGCUGAUCCCAUCGAAGUUGACAACAAUAAUAAAGGUGAAAAUGAAGCGCCAAAAUCGAAGAUGCAAAGAUUAUCGUUUCAAUUGCCUUUACCACAGAGACCACGUGUUGUGGGGCGUGCUUUAGUUUGUGGCCAGGGCGACAUGGGCCAACUGGGCUUGGGGGAUGACGAGUCCAAAUUUGAACGCAAACGACCGGCUUUAUUAGAUAAAAUUACAAAUGUGGUAGAUGUUAAGGCGGGUGGUAUGCACAAUUUGGUAUUGACACAUGAUGGUCGCGUUUAUUCAUUUGGUUGCAAUGACGAAGGUGCUCUUGGCCGUGACAGCAGCGAAGAAGGCUCCGAAUUUGAGCCCCGACCCAUAGAUUUGCCCGGCAAAGUAUUGAAAAUCUCAGCCGGUGAUUCGCACUCGGCUUGUUUACUGGAAGAUGGCCGAGUUUUUGCUUGGGGUUCAUUCCGAGAUUCACACGGCAACAUGGGUUUGACACUAGAGGGCAACAAACGCUUACCCAUUGAUGUUUUGCCUGGUUUGACUUGCUGUGACAUUGCCUCGGGAGCCGACCAUUUAGUUAUUUUAACUUGCCAGGGCAAAGUGUAUACUGUGGGCUGUGCCGAACAAGGGCAACUGGGUAGAGUAUCUUUGAGAUCUGCCUCCGGCGAGGGACGUAGAGGUAAAACAGAAUUAUUGCGUCCUGGUCUGGUAAUAGUUAAACGGGGCAAACCUAUAGAAGCUAUAUGGGCCACGAACUACUGUACUUUCCUAAGAGAAUCGCAGACUGGCAAUAUUUGGGCAUUUGGUCUAAAUAAUUACAAACAAUUGGCCUAUGCCAAAGACAUGUCCACCAUAAUCAAUCCUAUAAAUACGAAAUUCGAAAAUAUAAAACAGAUUGCUGGUGGUCAACAUCACACUCUAGUACUUAAGGAAGAUGGCUCGGUGUUUGUGAUUGGUAGAAAAGAUUAUGGCCGUCUGGGCUUGGGAUCAGUACCAGAAGAUGUUACAGACCUACAGCCUAUAGCUGCUUUAAAAGGCAAAAAGAUUGUAAGUGUUUCGUGCGGUGAGGCUCAAUCGUUUGCCCUCACUGACGAUGGAAAAUUAUACUCCUGGGGUAUGGGUUCUAAUCACCAAUUAGGCACAGGUUCAGAAGAUGAUGCUUUGGAGCCAGUGUUGAUUGUUAGCAAGCAGACAGAGGGAAAACGUAUAAUAAGAGCCGCCAGUGGGGGUCAGCAUAGUAUAUUUUUAGUGGAGGAUGAAAAUCAACCUGCCUUCGAAGAGGUUAAGGAAAAGGAAACCGAAAAGGAGAAACCCGCUGCAAAACAAGACAAGAAGAAACCUACAAAAGAAGCUUCUACUAAAAAAGUAGUAGAAACUGAAAAGGUAGAUGAAGAUAAUGCAGCAGAUGAUGCUAAAGCCAAAACAAAUGGCGACAAAAUACCAGAGGAAGAUGCAAAGUCAAAUGCAACAGAUGACGACAAGAAAGAGGAAGAUUCCAAGGCCUCAGAAGCAGCACCACCACCAGCUAAAAGAGGACGCAAGAAAAAAUAAAUUGUCUGGUAAAACAAAACGUCAUCAUCAAUACCUAAACAACAACUGCUAGUACAUAAUAAAAUUAAUAUGACUUAAGUAGCUAUUGUACUUUUUUAUAUACAACUAUUAGUCUCCUUUAAAUAAUAACCUCUAUUAUUUCGUUUUGUUACUACUAACACAAUCUAAUCUAUAAAUUUAAAAUUAAAUUUGAUUAUAAGAUUGUAUUGAAUUGAUUACCUCAUGUUAUAUGCAUACUAUUAUUAAUUGAUUUCUUUUACUUUUAUCUCAGUUAAAAGUCCUCCUUUAACUUUGACAUUUUGAAUUGGUAAUAGUAUGUAAUUUUGUAUUUUUUUCUUAAACAAAAAAAAUUAAUAACUUGUAACUUGUUUUUAAAGCCUUAAUAAAAUCAACAACCUCGACUCUCA